This is a messenger RNA of Hibiscus syriacus, 2366 nucleotides long. Its product is annotated as protein PSK SIMULATOR 1-like. The transcript has 2 exons. Gene Ontology annotation, biological process: positive regulation of growth. The record is from RefSeq and is a predicted model, not a curated record. The coding region runs from base 297 to 2003 and encodes 568 amino acids. NCBI's taxonomy places the organism in Eukaryota, Viridiplantae, Streptophyta, Magnoliopsida, Malvales, Malvaceae.
GCAAACAUUUAUUACAGCUUGAUGCCCACAAUAAUAAACCCACCACCAACUUUGGGUUUCCACUUUUAACCUCGUUUUGACCCAUUUCCAGCUCUGUCUCUUCCUUAUCUUCUUCUUCACCCUUCGAAUCCCUUUCUUCUUCUUCUUCAUCAUCAUCUUCUUAUCGGUGGCGGCUUUUCGCUUUAGAAAAGUAAACCCAAGUCUUCUUUUGUUUCUUUGCUGCUGGGAUGUCACCCUUGGAUUGUGAGAUGUUUUGUGGAUGUUUGACUAGUUCUUAGUCUGUAGCUUUUCGGAUUAUGGGACGCGAGAUGGUGGAGUCGUGGUUUGGCAGUUCAUGGUGGAAUCUGAGGAAGAGUGCUUCUGAGAGUACCGACAAGGUGGUGCUUGGAAUUUUGGCUUUUGAAGUCGCGGCCUUUAUGUCCAAGGUGGUGAAUUUAUGGCAUUCUUUGGAUGAUAGGGAGAUCUUGAGGUUGAGGGAAGAUAUUGAAGACUCAAUUGGAAUUCAAAGGCUUGUAUCUGAUGAUGAGAAUUACCUUAUGGAUCUUGCACUGAAUGAGGUAAUGGAGAAUUUUGGACAUCUGGCAAUGUUUGUGGCCAGGCUCGGGAAGAAGUGCACUGACCCUGUAUAUCACCGUUUUGAAGCCUUCAUAAAUGAUCCGCUUUUGAACAAUCUCGAGUGGUUUGGGUGGGAAUAUCGGUGGAAGAAGAUGGACAAGAAAGUGAAGAAAAUGGAGAGAUUUGUUGGAGUUACGAUGCAGUUGGCUCAAGAGUUGGAAGUGUUAGCAGAACUUGAGCAAACCCUUAGGAGGAUGCAGAGAAAUCCCGAGUCUGAUCGGGUGAAAUUACUUGAGUUCCAACAGAAAGUAAUAUUGCAGCGUCAGGAAGUAAAAAGUCUACGCAAGAUGUCUCCAUGGGUUAGAACUUAUGAUUACAUCGUGCGGUUUCUCUUGAGAACACUUUUAACAGUACUUGAGAGGAUAAAACAUGUGUUCGGGACCAACCAAAUGGCAUCCGUAGAUGCAAGUGAUGAUUUUGAAUCUAUAAAUAGCGAUUGUCUUUCACGUAGCCAUUCCUUUUCCACCAUAAUACCAUCUUCAGUGUAUCCUUCUGAUCAUAAUCUGUGCGGGUUCUCGUCUGGACCUCUGGGCAGGUCAUUUUCAAAGACUAUGAAGCAUCGAACUAACAGCAAGCAUCUAAAAUCUCACUAUCACUCUACUGCUUUACAUGGAAAGCUGCUGCAUUCGAGAACCAAACGGGCUGGUCAUGUUGCAUUUGGACCUUUUAAAGGAUGCAUGUCAGCUGGAAGCGUUUCUCCUGUUUUAGAGAGCUGCAAGCCAAUUGGCAGUGCAUCUAUGAGGUUCAGUGGUGCUUACACCAAAAAUAUCGACAAAAUAAACAAUUCAAAGAUGGAGACAUUGUCCAGAAGCAAUAAUAUAUACUCUAAACUAUACAUUUUCAAUACUAAGCGAUUGUUGAAUGCUCCUACAUCAACACUUUGUGCUGCUGCAUUAUCUCUCCGAUAUGCAAACUUGAUUAUCUUGAUAGAGAAACUAGUUUUGUCACCUCACUUGAUCAGUGUCGAUGCAAGAGACGAUCUAUACAGUAUGUUACCUACAACUAUGAGAAAUGCUCUGCGCAUUAAACUGAAGCCAUAUGUAAAGACUUUGGCUUCAUCCAUCUAUGAUGCUUCCCUUGCAGCAGAGUGGAGCCUUGCACUGGUGGGGAUACUGGAAUGGCUGGCGCCACUCGCUCACAACAUGAUCAGGUGGCAGUCCGAGCAUAAUUUUGAGGAACAGCAAUUGGUUUCCAGGUCAAAUGUACUUUUGGUACAGACGCUGCACUUUGCUGAUCAAGAAAAAACCGAAGCAGCUAUUACCGAGCUUCUCGUGGGCCUUAAUUAUGUCUAUAGGAUUGGUAAAGCACACAAUGAAAAGGCUUUACCGGAAUCUGCCGACAGUGGCUGUACCCUAUAUCCGCUCAAAGGGGAUGAUGACACUAGAUAACACUUCCUGAGGCAUCAUCCAAUGCCACCAUGAGGCCUGUCUUAACGUCUAAGAACAAAGAAGAAAUCCAUCCCAUUUUCAAGGUACUUAGUUGAGCCUUAUCUGAAAUUCAGUGUCUCUUGUUUUGAAGCAAGCCUUUGUUGAUAUACAUAUUCAUUUACAGUAACAUGUGUAUGUUCAGCAAUUUCAUUGCUGUUAGUUAAAUGCUAUGAUUUCGAACACUCUGCUGCUUCAUAACCGCGAGUAACCAUUCUUUCGAAAUCGAAAAAGACAGGGUCACGUCGAUUUUGUAUCGUCGAUAUGUCGAUGUUUCUUCCAUGAAUAAACAGACUGCAGGCUUUUCUCAGGUGCCAUGUUAAAAAA